AUGGCGUCGCCGGCGCUAAUCUGCGACACGGAGCAGUGGAAGGCCCUCCAGGCGCACGUCGGCGCGAUUCAGAAGACGCACCUGCGGGACCUGAUGGCCGACGCCGACCGAUGCAAGGCAAUGACAGCUGAGUAUGAAGGGAUCUUUCUGGAUUACUCGAGGCAGCAGGCGACUGGUGAAACCAUCGACAAGCUGCUUAAAUUGGCUGAGGUUGCGAAGCUCAAGGAGAAGAUUGAGAAGAUGUUUAAAGGUGAAAAGAUAAAUAGCACAGAGAACAGGUCGGUGCUUCAUGUAGCUCUGAGGGCUCCAAGAGAUGCUGUUAUAAACAGUGAUGGGGUCAAUGUGGUACCUGAGGUUUGGUCUGUUAAAGAUAAAAUCAAGGAGUUUUCAGACACUUUCAGAAGUGGAUCAUGGGUUGGAGCAACUGGAAAACCAUUGACGAAUGUUGUGUCAGUUGGAAUAGGUGGUAGCUUUCUUGGCCCUCUAUUUGUGCAUACUGCGCUCCAGACUGAUCCAGAAGCAGCAGAAUGUGCGAAAGGCCGACAACUGAGAUUCCUUGCAAAUGUUGAUCCAGUUGACGUUGCACGGAGCAUUAAAGAUUUAGAUCCAGAAACCACUCUGGUGGUGGUUGUAUCAAAGACAUUCACAACAGCUGAAACAAUGUUAAAUGCUCGAACUCUUAAGGAGUGGAUCGUUUCUUCUCUUGGGCCACAGGCUGUUGCAAAACAUAUGAUUGCUGUCAGUACUAAUCUUAAGCUUGUGAAGGAGUUUGGAAUUGACCCAAACAAUGCUUUUGCCUUUUGGGACUGGGUUGGCGGUCGUUACAGUGUUUGCAGUGCUGUUGGUGUUCUGCCGUUAUCUCUUCAGUAUGGUUUUCCAAUUGUCCAGAAAUUUUUGGAGGGAGCUUCCAGCAUUGACAACCACUUCUACUCAUCUUCAUUUGAGAAAAAUAUACCUGUACUCCUUGGUUUGUUGAGUGUGUGGAAUGUUUCAUUUCUUGGUUAUCCAGCUAGAGCAAUAUUGCCAUAUUCCCAGGCACUUGAGAAAUUGGCACCACAUAUACAACAGCUUAGCAUGGAGAGUAACGGGAAGGGUGUUUCCAUUGAUGGCAUUCCACUCCCCUAUGAGACGGGUGAAAUUGAUUUUGGUGAACCUGGAACUAAUGGCCAGCACAGCUUCUAUCAAUUAAUCCAUCAGGGAAGGGUCAUCCCUUGCGAUUUUAUUGGUGUUGUUAAAAGUCAGCAGCCUGUUUACUUGAAAGGGGAAACUGUGAGUAAUCAUGAUGAGCUUAUGUCCAAUUUCUUUGCCCAGCCUGAUGCACUUGCUUAUGGAAAGACUCCUGAACAAUUGCACAGUGAGAAAGUUCCAGAAAAUCUUAUCCCUCAUAAGACUUUUAAGGGCAACCGGCCAUCACUAAGUUUGCUUUUGCCUACACUAUCCGCGAAUGAGGUUGGACAGCUUUUAUCCAUCUAUGAGCACCGGAUUGCAGUUCAGGGCUUCAUAUGGGGAAUUAACUCGUUUGAUCAGUGGGGAGUGGAGCUAGGGAAGUCGCUCGCUUCCCAAGUGAGGAAACAGCUGCAUGAAUCCCGAAUGGAAGGAAAGCCUGUUGAGGGUUUUAACCACAGUACUUCAAGUUUGCUUGCACGAUAUCUUGCUGUUGAGCAUGAGUCUUUCUUCCUUUUGGGAGUUGUUACAGCCAUUUUGGAAAUGCUGUAG
Messenger RNA from Miscanthus lutarioriparius, 1716 nucleotides. The record is from the annotation of a GenBank genome assembly. Lineage: Eukaryota; Viridiplantae; Streptophyta; Magnoliopsida; Poales; Poaceae.